Delphinapterus leucas (beluga whale) is the source of this 2044-nucleotide messenger RNA. It is a transcript of the gene PGM2, whose product is annotated as phosphoglucomutase 2. Gene Ontology annotation, molecular function: magnesium ion binding; phosphopentomutase activity. The record is from RefSeq and is a predicted model, not a curated record. Lineage: Eukaryota; Metazoa; Chordata; Mammalia; Artiodactyla; Monodontidae. Gene Ontology annotation, biological process: purine ribonucleoside salvage; carbohydrate metabolic process. Gene Ontology annotation, cellular component: nucleus.
ACCUCUUGAACUUGGUGGUGGCAGCGCAGGGAUGGCGGCGGGGACGGGGGCUCCGGGAGGUGGCGGCCCCGGCAUGGACGCCCGGCUGGACCAGGAGACGGCCCGGUGGCUGCGAUGGGACAAGAAUCCCUUAACUUUGGAGUCAGUGAAACAACUAAUUGCAGAAGGUAAUAAAGAAGAACUGCAAAAAUGUUUUGGGGCUCGAAUGGAGUUUGGGACAGCUGGCCUCCGAGGUGCUAUGGGAGCAGGAAUUUCUUGUAUGAAUGACUUGACCAUCAUCCAGACUACACAGGGAUUUUGUAGAUACCUGGAAAAACAAUUCAGUGACCUUAAGCAAAGAGGUGUUGUGAUCAGCUAUGAUGCUCGAGCCCAUCCAGCAAGUGGAGGCAGCAGCAGAAGAUUCGCCCGACUUGCUGCCACUACGUUUAUCAGCCAGGGGAUUCCUGUGUACCUCUUUUCUGAUAUAACCCCAACCCCCUUUGUGCCCUACACAGUAUCACAUUUGAAACUUUGUGCUGGAAUCAUGAUAACUGCCUCUCACAAUCCAAAGCAGGAUAAUGGUUACAAGGUCUACUGGGAUAACGGGGCUCAGAUCAUCUCUCCUCAUGAUAAAGGGAUUUCCCAGGCUAUUGAAGAAAAUCUAGAGCCAUGGCCUCAAGCUUGGGACGAUUCUGUAAUCAAUGGCAGUCCACUCUUUCAUGACCCAAGUGCUUCCAUCAAUAAGGACUACUUUGAAGACCUUAAAAAGUACUGUUUUCACAGGGCUGUGAACAGGGAGACCAAGGUGAAGUUUGUGCACACCUCCGUCCAUGGCGUGGGUCACAGCUUCGUGCAGUCGGCUUUCAAGGCUUUUGACUUUGUUCCUCCCGAGGCUGUUCCCGAACAGAAGGAUCCCGAUCCUGAGUUCCCAACAGUGAGAUACCCAAAUCCUGAAGAGGGUAAAGGUGUCUUGACAUUGUCUUUUGCUUUGGCUGACAAAAGCACGGCCAAAAUUGUUUUAGCAAACGACCCAGAUGCUGACAGACUUGCUGUGGCAGAAAAGCAAGACAGUGGUGAAUGGAAAGUGUUUUCAGGCAACGAGUUGGGGGCCCUCUUGGGCUGGUGGCUCUUUACUUCUUGGAAAGAAAAGAACCAAGAUCGCAGCGCCCUCAAAGACACAUAUAUGUUGUCCAGCACCGUCUCCUCCAAAAUCCUGCAGGCCAUUGCCUUAAAGGAGGGCUUUCACUUCGAGGAAACAUUAACUGGCUUUAAGUGGAUGGGAAACCGAGCCAAACAGCUAAUAGACCAGGGGAAAAAUGUCUUAUUUGCUUUUGAAGAAGCAAUUGGAUAUAUGUGCUGCCCUUUCGUUCUGGACAAAGAUGGAGUCAGUGCCGCCGUCAUAAGUGCAGAGUUGGCCAGCUUUCUCGCAACCAAGAAUUUGUCUUUGUCUCAGCAGCUAAAGGCCAUCUAUGUUGAGUAUGGCUACCAUAUCACCAAAGCUUCGUAUUUUAUCUGCCACGAUCAAGGCACUAUUAAAAAAUUAUUUGAAAACCUUAGAAACUACGAUGGGAAGAAUAAUUAUCCAAAAACUUGUGGCAAAUUUGAAAUUUCUGGUAUUAGGGACCUUACAACUGGCUAUGAUGAUAGCCAACCUGAUAAAAAAGCUGUUCUCCCUACUAGUAAAAGCAGUCAAAUGAUCACCUUUACCUUUGCUAAUGGAGGUGUGGCCACCAUUCGGACCAGUGGGACAGAGCCCAAAAUCAAGUACUAUUCGGAACUGUGCGCCCCCCCUGGAAAUAGUGAUCCCGACCAGCUGAAGAAAGAACUAAAUGAACUAGUCAGUGCUAUUGAAGAACAUUUUUUCCAGCCACAAAAGUAUAACCUGCAGCCAAAAGGAGAGUAAACUAUCCCAGCCUUGGGCAUAAUUACAUUUCCCUACAAUUAAGCUGAACUUGAUUUCUUAAGCAGUGUUUUUGUGGGCUAAAUAAUUUAAACUAUUGCUACAAGUAUUCAUAUUUUUUUAAUAGACCUACACUCCUCCUUGUUUUAUGUUUGAACUUUAAGG